This is a messenger RNA of Fundulus heteroclitus (mummichog), 858 nucleotides long. RefSeq names its product interferon-induced protein 44. Gene Ontology annotation, molecular function: GTP binding. The record is from RefSeq and is a predicted model, not a curated record. The coding region runs from base 1 to 834 and encodes 277 amino acids. The transcript has 7 exons. Lineage: Eukaryota; Metazoa; Chordata; Actinopteri; Cyprinodontiformes; Fundulidae.
AUGUUGCGAGUUCUGGAUGAACCAUGGAGGGAACUACGCUGGGGGAAAGUACAGGAGGAUCGCCAAUAUGUGCAGGAAUAUAAGCCUGCAAAAGAUGAAAUCAAAUACCUUCGAGUCCUCCUGUACGGACCUGUCGGUCAUGGAAAGUCCAGUUUAAUCAACUCUGUCAGUAACGUAUUUCGAGGCCGGAUUUCCAAUCUCGCUUUGACAGCGACCCUCUCCAACAAGAGCUUCACCACAACGUAUCAGACUCAUAAAUUCAUCGAAGGACAAGGAAGCUCAAAGACAUUUUACCCUGUGGUCUUCAUCGACAUGAUGGGUCUGGAAGAGGGGGACAACAGAGGAGUUCAUGAAAAUGACAUCAAGCUGGCUUUACAAGGACAUGUGAAGGAGGGUCACAAGUUCAACCCAGUUUCUCUACUAACUCAACAUGACCCAGGCUACAACCCGACUCCCUCUGCUGAUGACAAAGUCCAUGUGCUGGUCUGUGUGAUCUCUGCCAACUCUCCACAGAUUAAACCAUCAAUUCUGCAGAAGAUGAAGAACGUCAGAGAAACAGCCAGUGAGCUGGGAAUUCCUCAAAUAGCCAUAAUGACUAACAUUGAUGGACUCUGCGAUGAAAUUGAAAAAGACCUGAAAAAUGUGUACAUGAGCAAGCGGUUGAGAAAAAAAAUGAGAGACUUCAGUGCAGCAGUGGGAAUCCCAAUGAACUGCAUCUUUCCUGUGAAGAACUACAGCCAUGAAAUCAACCUGAAAGAUGAUAUUGAUACGCUGACCCUGAGCGCCCUGCGGACAAUUAUAGACUUUGGAGACGACUUUAUUGAGAAGAUUUAAACAGACAUUAAUAAUAACCACUGA